CUGAUUCCACCAUCUCUGGAGAAAUUAUGUCCGGUGGUGUUUGUUUACUUUAUAUUAUACGAGAAAGAUAAUUAAAGAGUUUCAUUUCUCAUCCAAAUAAAUAAAAAAAGAAAAAGCCUAAACAUUGGUUGAUUUCUUUUCUUUAUUUCAAAGCGAAGAGAGAGAAAACAAAUCGAGGAUCUGAAUCGUCUUCGAUAAACAAAUACUUCCCUAGAUCUUUAAAGCUAAGAUCAUCAAGCUUUCAUUUUUGAGAUCUGGGUUGGGACAAAGAUUCUAUUUUUGUCCACCCGUUUUUAUUCCAUUUCGAAUUCAGCUCGAAUUUUUACAGCUUUCGAUUUUGGCAUUUGUGUGGAGGCUUCCUUAAUUGCGUCUUACGUGCGGUGAGAAGUUUUGCUCAAUGUAAAGAAGUUAAAGAUUCAAUCUUUUUUUUUCCGAGCUUCAAUGGGUGAAUCACAGAACCUGCACUUGCCUCUGCGAAACCGGUCUUCUCUAAAGAAGCCCUUACUGAUUGUUCUAUUAGUCUGCAUCACAAGUGUGCUCUUGGUCUGCACUUACAUGUAUCCACAACAAAACAGUAAGAGCUCUUCUUGUGAGGGUUUAUCUAGCAGAGGCUGUGAAGCGUCACUCUCGGGAUGGCUCCCUGUUCAUGUGAGGAAAUACACGGACGAAGAAGUCGCAGCUCGAGUUGUGAUCAAAGACAUACUGAGAACUCCUCCUGCUCUAACUGCCAAAUCCAAAAUAGCUUUCAUGUUUCUGACUCCUGGUACUUUGCCAUUCGAGAAGCUCUGGGAUAAAUUUUUCGAGGGUCAAGAAGGGAGAUUCUCAAUUUACAUCCAUCCAUCAAGGUUACGACCAGUUCACAUCAGCCGUCACUUUUCAGACCGUGAAAUUUACAGCGAUCAGGUCACGUGGGGAAGGAUUUCUAUGGUUGAUGCUGAGAGGAGGCUUCUUGCAAACGCUCUUGAAGAUCCUGACAACCAACAUUUUGUUCUUCUUUCAGAGAGCUGCAUACCGUUGCAUACGUUUGACUACACUUAUAGAUAUUUGGUUCACGGAAAUGUUAGCUAUAUCGACAGUUUUGAGGAUCGUGGUCCUCACGGGACUGGUAGACACAUGGAUCACAUGUUACCUGAAAUCCCCAGGCAAGAUUUCAGAAAGGGUGCACAGUGGUUCACAAUGAAGCGUCAACACGCUUUGAUAGUGAUGGCUGAUAAUCUCUACUACUCGAAAUUCCGCGAGUAUUGCAGACCAGGGGUAGAAGCAAAUAAGAACUGCAUCGCAGAUGAACAUUACCUGCCUACAUUCUUCCAUAUGCUUGAUCCUGGAGGAAUCUCGAACUGGUCAGUCACAUAUGUUGAUUGGUCUGAGCGUAGAUGGCAUCCAAAGACAUACAGAGCUCGUGAUGUCUCACUCAAGUUCUUGAAAAAUAUCACGACCGACGACAUGAGUGUACACGUAACAAGCGUUGGCAAGCGUGGAGAAGAGCUGCAUUGGCCUUGUACAUGGAACGGAAUUAGACGACCAUGUUAUCUAUUCGCAAGGAAGUUUCACUCAGAUUCUGUUAACAAGCUGGUCAGACUCUUCCCAAACUACACGAGCACAGUGGUCUGAGAGAGACAGAUAAAGCCAGACACAAAUUCUUGAAACAGAACCAUACGAUUCUUGGGACCGGAAUGAAACGCUUCUUCCAGAUUAUAUCGAGAUUGGAUCGAAUUGGAUAGCUGAUUACUGUACAUUUUCUAAAGAAUCUGAAAAAUGCUUUCUUUCUGGGAUUUAGUGUCUCUUUGAUGGGACAGGUUACUCUGUUUUUCUUUAGUAUAACAGAAAAAGUUAGAAGCAGAGAUUUUUGGUUAAGGAGAAAUGGUUAUUGCCAUAGUAGCCAUGGUUCGGUUAGUGUGAACCGGUUUAUGUUGUUGUAGUUUGAGCCAUUAGUAGUUGUGUUUAGCACGAAUACGUGUUCUGUGCCAUAUAAUACAAAUAUUCGGUUUUUU
This is a messenger RNA of Eutrema salsugineum, 1991 nucleotides long. RefSeq lists its product as uncharacterized. Bases 442 to 1611 code for a protein of 389 amino acids. Gene Ontology annotation, molecular function: glycosyltransferase activity. The transcript is spliced from 12 exons. NCBI's taxonomy places the organism in Eukaryota, Viridiplantae, Streptophyta, Magnoliopsida, Brassicales, Brassicaceae. Gene Ontology annotation, cellular component: membrane. The record is from RefSeq and is a predicted model, not a curated record.